AUGUCUGAAAUAACGCGACUCGAAGAAGAAAUGGGAUGCGAGACGAAGAAUGUUGGCUAUGAUUUCGUGAGAUUUGCCCUCAUCGUCUAUGUCGGCACUCCGAUCGCCUUUUUGGGAAUCUUUUGCAAUUUUAUUUUACUUCGUCUUUUCUCGAAAACUCGCUCAAGACGAUCACCCACUUUGUAUUUGUUAACAUUGGCAAUUCUCGAUUUUCUCAUCGACCUUCUCUACAUUCCUUUUUUCACAGUUGACGCAUUGGCGAUUUACGGGGAGAACGAGUUCUUGCACGAGCUCUGGCAUCAAUACGCAAUGCUGCUGUAUGGAACGGCGAGAAUGGUGCAAUUCGCGGCCACGUAUGUCGUUCUGUGCGCGACGAUCGAGCGUUUCAUUGUCGUCGCCGGGAUUCACUCGUUGGAUUUCCUCGUUAACGAAUUCGGUCGUUACUGCACGAUCGGCGUCGUUCUUUUCGGCGUAUUCAUCCUCCGAAUGCCAGCUUUUUUCGAGUACCGAAUCAAAUAUUUGCCUGAUUGUCCGGCUUUUCAGAACUAUGAAUUCGUGGCGCUGUUGCAAGGCUGGGAACAGUAUAAUAUCUACAAUUUCUACGUGAUGACUGUCCUACAGAUAUUCGUCCCGUUUGCUCUGCUUUUGUUGCUGAAUGUCUCGAUUGUGGCUGUGACAAAGAGAAAGCUCCGACAUAUCCACUGGGCGGCCACCACUUUCAUCGAUAUGCCAAAGAUUAGCGAAUUGAUAAGAAAAGAAUCGAUUUCCUCGGCGAAAAAGCGACGCGAUGAGCUAAAAUACGCAACGUGGACAAUGGUUUCGAUCGUGACAUCGUACCUCUGUUGCUCGGCUUUCUCAUUGUUCAUCUCGAUCAUGGAGAACUAUUUCGAGGAUAACUCGUUAAUGAAAAACGAGGAUGGAUCGAGUACCGUUUUCUACACGCUCACCUCGGAUGUGUGCUCAAUUUUGGUGGCUCUAAACUCGUUGCUUCGCAUUUUCAUCUAUAUGCUCUGUUCGCCAUCGAUUCGACACGAAUUGAUAAAAGUGUGCCCGUUGUUCACGAUUUUCCAAGGUCGUUUCUCCAAAAAAUCCCUCCUCUGCUAUCAUCGUCAAUUCAAGAAAAUGAACAACAACAACACCCAUCACAAUAACAAUCAUUUGUUGACUGACGGAUAUGACAAUAAUCUGAUCAUUGCCGGUUUCGAUCAUCAUGCGCAAAUGCUG
Molecule: messenger RNA, 1224 nt
Organism: Mesorhabditis belari
Lineage: Eukaryota; Metazoa; Nematoda; Chromadorea; Rhabditida; Rhabditidae
Source: the annotation of a GenBank genome assembly